AAGAAAGAUAAAGAAACGAUCGACACUCUCCACCACGGCUAAGGGAUGUUCAGGAAAAGGCAUCAUUUCUUGAUCAUUAGCAUGGUGUCUCCUUGGCUCGUGUCGUCAGCAAUCAUUGUGUCCCUCGCCGCUCUGCCCUCGCACUCCCUGCCUUCCGGGCUCGGCCCGGCGACGCUGCCCGCCACCGCGAUCCCGUCCUCGCCCGCCCUGUCGUCGGAACCUCUCGUGCCGCCUUUCCAAGAGCUCUCGCCGGACAUCGCCCCGCUCCUGCCCUCCCCGGGGGGCUCCGCGCCGGCCUCCGGCGGCUCCUCCUCCAUGCCCACCAUCCCUUCCACCCCGAGCCCGCCGAACCCGGACGACGACCCUCUCGGCCUGGACUCCGCGGUCGCGCCGGAGAGCUCGUUCAUGGCUUCCUUCGCAAUCACCGCAAAGCCAAUUGAGGCCAUGAAUGUGGUGGCAUUGUCUAUUUGGGCAGCAUUUUGGGCAAUGCAGCUUCUGAAAAUGUGAGCUUCUUCUUUUUUCUUUUUUCUUUUUUCUUUUUCUCUUUUCGGGUAAUUACUAGGAAAAUUAAAUUGAUAUGGGCAUGGUGGGUGCGCACCAGUUCAUCGAAAGCGAUGACAUUCAUUACUUUUAUAAUGUAAUUCAGAUUUCAUGUACAUUUACUCCCUCUUUUGUGCAGUAAUUUGCUCUUCUUUUAGAAACAAAAAAGUUCCACGGUA
Syzygium oleosum is the source of this 719-nucleotide messenger RNA. RefSeq names its product classical arabinogalactan protein 26-like. The record is from RefSeq and is a predicted model, not a curated record. Lineage: Eukaryota; Viridiplantae; Streptophyta; Magnoliopsida; Myrtales; Myrtaceae. Bases 46 to 507 code for a protein of 153 amino acids. The transcript has a single exon.